Molecule: messenger RNA, 731 nt
Organism: Aspergillus neoniger CBS 115656
Lineage: Eukaryota; Fungi; Ascomycota; Eurotiomycetes; Eurotiales; Aspergillaceae
Exons: 1
Coding region: 179-520 (113 amino acids)
Source: RefSeq, a predicted model, not a curated record
GUAUCCUGCAUAGAUUACAAGCCACUACUUACGUAUGUAGUGCUAGGGUUCUGGUUAUAUUCUUGCUCUGUUGAAAGUGCAGCUGCCACAGGACUGACUGACUGACCUAAUUACUAGAUAAUCAUCAACCUAUAACAUAACUGUACUUUUACUUACGCUUGCUUGCCUUCUACCUCACAUGCAGGCCAGCGAGGCUUGGUUUGGCUGCGUCAACCACCCCUCGUCCGCACAUCGUGGCUUUUUCUCCUCUCGUUGGUGCUUCGCUCCCAAAGCCGAGGGUCGUGUCGUCAUGACUGAUCCUGGUGGAUGGAGUCGUCCGGGGCGAUCGCCUGGACUGUUAGUAUUGGGUACUGGUUUCGAUCUGCCAUUCUCCUCUUCCCUCAGGAACACUCGUGGCCUUGCUGUACUUGUGGUUCGACAAAUGAGAGCCCGAAGGGCCGGUAAUCGGCGUAUCGGUUCGCCCUCGCUGGUCACCUCCACCACCUCCACUGUUCCGUUCCCACUAUCUUUUGUGCCUUAGUCAUGCUAAGUCGGUCCAACGCACGAGAUAUGGGGCUAUUGGAAUUUUUGCAAGGGCAUAUGAAAAUGGUGAAAAAAGAGAAAGAGAAUAUUAAGUGGACCAUUACACCUUGGCGGAGCAUGGGGUACCCUGGUGUCCUGGUGCCUUUUUUUUUUUUGCCCUAUUUUAUGUCUUUCAGUGGCUGCCUGUCACUGCUGAACCCAACUAAACC